This is a messenger RNA of Capronia coronata CBS 617.96, 4665 nucleotides long. RefSeq lists its product as uncharacterized. Gene Ontology annotation, molecular function: protein binding. NCBI's taxonomy places the organism in Eukaryota, Fungi, Ascomycota, Eurotiomycetes, Chaetothyriales, Herpotrichiellaceae. The record is from RefSeq and is a predicted model, not a curated record. Gene Ontology annotation, cellular component: late endosome; HOPS complex. Gene Ontology annotation, biological process: protein targeting to vacuole; endosomal vesicle fusion. The transcript has a single exon. Bases 1 to 4665 code for a protein of 1554 amino acids.
AUGAACUCGACCCUAGAUGAGGGCGAGAACACUCUUCGCGAUGAAGGCGAAGACGAGCCGAGAUAUGACUUGGGGCAGGACGCUACCGGCCAUCCAGACAAAGACGUGCCGGAGCUCGAACCCCUGACAAAUGAAGAAUUGGACGCGACACCUUCCGCCGUUCAAACAGAGCAGACUGACGGAAUCCAAGACGGCCACAACAGUAGUGACCAGGGUCAGAAUGAGGCGGACACGGAAACCGGUAGCGUCGAUGGCGUCGUCCCGUCCAGUCGCGGAGACAAUGUCUUCCUCAAUGACCAACUCCCCUCGGCUCACGACGACACUGCUUCUAUUCAGGACUCGGUGCUUUCUUCUCCUCGGAGUGGGACGCCUUCACUCCGUAGUCCAGCUCGGAGAGGGAGUCCUUCGAAUGUGCACCGCCCCUUCGAUGCCCGGUUUCAAUCGCGCCUUUCCAGCGCCCACCUCUCGCAAUUGAGGUCAAACUCUCCCGCAUUUCUCGGCACCCACUCUCGUCAAUCGUCCGUAGCGAGUUUCGGACUGCACACGCCUUCCGAGCCAGAUGAAUCCACGAGUCCGUGGGAUGUUAUAAGGUGGAGCAAGUUCAAAAGGAUAACAACUCAGGCUUUCUCUGAGGUCGGAAGGAGGAAUUUUGGCAGUCCAACCUGUUUGGCGGUUGCCGAUCAGCUGGUCAUCGGCACAUCCAAAGGGCUCGUGCUUGUGUUCGACCACCACCAGAACCACAAGGCGAUCAUCGGGAGUGGCACCAAGGCGGCGGAGAGCGGUGCAGUCUCGUCUCUUGCCAUAUCCGCGGACCACACCACCAUUGCUGUUGGUCAUGUCACCGGCCAUAUUUUUACGUGGGAGUUAGCCAGACCCAGUAGGCCAUUUCUCCAUGUUCAGCCAAUCGAUGUUUCCCAUGCACAGGCGAGACGCGCAGAUGGACACAUAACCGGAAGCGCCGUGCUUCAUGUCGGGUUCCUUGGCUACCGCCACACCGCCCUGGUCUCUGCCGACGACAAAGGCCUGGCGUUUUCGCAUCUGGCCACCCGUGGCAUGGGGGCUGUGAGUCGUGUGGUCCGGACGACUCGAAUUCUGGGACGAUAUCCCGAAGUCGUUUCGCGCACCUCCAAGCCUCAAAAGAAAAGCUCAGUGCUCGCCUUCUCGCCGUUGCCUUUGGGGAACAUAGAGCAAAGAACGGACGGACUGGGAUUGGUGGCAAUGUUGACACCGUAUCUGUUGGUCAUCGUGUCUACCACGCCAGUGGCCCAGACUCAGCAUAAAGCCGCCCGGCCAAAGGAGGUUGCAGCGCACAGUGCCAUGACCGCAGCGCUGGCAUGGUUUCCGGCGAUCAAGUUGAAGACUCAGGGGUCUGAAGUUUUCAAGACCAAACUUGUGUAUGCGUGGUCGAACAUUCUUACUGUGCUCGAGGUUCAUGAAGCACCAGUUGAAGACGAAGCCGAUAAGGGCACGCCCCCCGAGCUGCAGUUCCUGGCACGUAGCCGUUAUGAAGCCGAUGAAUCAAUUGUUGCUGUGCAAUGGCUGAACAGGUCGAUUAUCGCGGUCUUGACCAUCACACAACAACUCCUUAUCAUCGAAGAUCUCACGAUGCACGUCACGGACGCUUUCGACCUGCUCGGAAAGAAUAUAUACCAUGUGGACCUCUACUCGCAACAACUGCGGGCCAUCAUCGAGAGCCUCGAUGAAGAAGACAUAUCCAUGCAUGGGGUGGUGGCCGAUGCAUUCCACAUGAGUUUUCGAGCAUACAAAGGCCGGUUGUUUCUUCUGGGAUUUAACGACAUCUGGACGGGUGCCCUUACCAACUGGGCUGAUCGGCUUCUGGCGUUGAUCAAUGCGGGCGACUUCAUCGGCGCCAUUCGACUGGCCACCAAGUACUACCAGGGCGAAGGAGAGAAGGCGACCAUCGGGCUCCCCGAAGACGACCGUGUGCGGUCUGGUCUGGUUCGGGACAAGCUGUUCGAGAUGAUGACCGCUUCGUUGAAGUAUGCCUUUGGCAAAAAUCAGCAAGCAGGCAAUGAAAUCAUUGAGAAGCCUCAAAUGAUCGAACUGGCUGACGCCUGCAUCAAAGCGUGCCUGGUGACAGAGGAUCUGGAUUUUCUGUUCGAGGACGUGUUCACCUGGUACGAUGAUCACGACCACGGAGGUUUGUUUGUGGAUGUUCUGGAACCCUACAUUCUAGAUCAACGAAUCGUCUCUAUCCCUCCGCCGGCGUUGAAGACCCUGAUCAACCACUUUGUCAUGACCCACACGCCGGCGGCAUUGGAAGAAAUGAUUUGCAUGCUCGACACUUCCACGAUGGACAUCGAUCAAGUGACGAUGUUGUGUAAGAAGUACAACUUGUAUGAUGCGUACAUUUACGUCUGGACAAUGGCACUCCGCGACUUUGUCUCGCCAUUAACUCUCUUGCUUGAUCUUGCCGACACCGAACCAACCUCCCCUGCGCCGGGCAUCAAUUCUAUUGAUAAAUACAGCAUAGCCCAGAAGGUUUUCCCGUACAUCUCUUAUAUCCUCACUGGUCGCGUCUAUCCAACGGAAGCCUACAUGAGUGAUGAAGAGUCUGUCCAAGCAAAGAGUCAAAUCUACGAUUUCUUCUUCUCCGGAACGGAUACCUCCAUGGGAGAGCCAAAGAAGACCGCGAAACUCCCUGGAGCACAAAAGACGGCAGGUUCCUUUGAGAUUCUCACUCGCAUACUGCAUUUUGAUGCCGCAAGCUUUAUUGCUGCCAUGAACGAGGCUUUCGAAGACAGCUUCCUCAACAGCGGCGAUGAUGGCGCCCUCAACAACGGGGGGACAUAUCAAGUCGCGAGCAUCCGGAUGUUUACCCGCCAAUACAUCGUGCGCAUACUGUUGGAAGUCAUGUCCGCCGGUUUCGAGCCAGAAGAUACGAUCUACCUGGAUAUGUUUAUAGCGAGAAAUUUGGCCAAGUACCCUCAGUACCUGGUUCUCUCCGGUACCAUUUUGCAAGACAUCUUUGUCAGGUUGUGUCGAUAUCCUGACGACAGUAUGCAUGAUGACGCCCAAUUGAGUCUGGAAUAUCUCUUGUCGACAUAUCAGCCGCCGAACCUGCUGGGGGUGGUGCCGCUGUUGCAAGAGGCUAGGUUUUACCGCGUCCUCAAGUCUGUCUUCAGGCAAGAAUCCAGGUAUGCCGACUUGAUCCAUACCUAUUUCCUUGAUGACGAGGACCAAGACGGUGUAUUUUCUUCUAUCGUGGGGUGUCUGCGAAAGGGAUCACCAUUGACCGAGCAUCAACGUCAAGAAGUCAGACAGGCCAUCGAGGAGCAUGCCCUUGACCUGGUCAGGAUUGAUGUGCGGAGAACCGCAGCUACCGUGGAUGAAGUGGCACCUGAACUGCUCGACACAUUCAUACGCGUCCUGGCCGAUGAAGCGUUUGAUCAGUACGAAUUCUUGAAAGAGUUACUGGAGCCUGAAAGUCAUCGGCGGGCCAAGCGAGGAUAUAGCAACGAGAUUAUGGAGUUGUAUGUCCGGCUGCUUUGUCAAUUUGACCCUUCACACGUGAAAGAAUAUGUGGAGACUGUGAAGGAGGGCGAUAUCAGGCUUGCAGAAGUAUUGCCGACCAUCGAGGACAGCGGGAUCAUUGAUGCCGUGGUCAUUCUUCAGGCUCGACAAGGGCAGGUCAAAGAAGCUAUGGGACGGUUGGUCCGGCAUCUGUCUUUCUUGGGCUCGACUCUCAAAACCAUCACCUCAGACUAUCCAGACCAAGAGGACAGUGGGUCGAUCAGACAUUCUGGUCAGAACGUACUGGAAGCGAUUGAAAAGUACGCACGAGUGGGAAUCUGGCUGUGUCAAAGUCAAAUGAAGAAUGUUCGCAAAGCGACUGCCGUUGCCAAGUCUCCUCGACGGUCCGGCAGUGCCACUCGCGCGCUGUCUUUUGAGGAGAAUCUCUGGCUCGACCUGAUACUCUCGGUGGUAUCGGUGGCUCGAGAGAUGUCUAUCGGAGGCGGGCAACGUGACGAAGCCAGCCGCGAGCUCAGUGAGUCUUUACGGACCACGAUCCAACAGGUAUUUUCUGCUCUGCUGUCCAGUACCACGUCAAUCCGGGAGGCUUCUGGGGGCCAGGACAUGAUGUUCCUGCGCAUUCUGCGUGCCUUUCUCACCCAUGCAGCGGUGGCAAGCCCGUCACUGUCCGAACUACGCAGUGUCAUCGGGUCCAUCUUUUCGGCCUACGCGUAUGAAGAGUCACUUCUAUCACUAUCCAACUCUAUACUGGACAAGGAUGUGUUUGUACAUCUCCACGAAGCUGCGGCGUUGCGGCAGCGGGGCUGGAGACCCAGAGGACAAUUGUGUGAGGUCUGUCGACGCCGCGUAUGGGGUCCGAGCAUUGGGACACGCGUGUGGGAAGAAUGGCAGAAAAGGGAAGACCUCCGAAGUGUACGUCGACGGCUCUUACAACAAGACGAACUCGCGCAGGAAGACAACGGGGCUCGAGGCAAGGGUAAAGCCGCGGUUGACACGCGUGUGCAGCAGCCUCUGGUUGGAGAUGGGCCAAAUGCAGACAGUCAGUCGACGGAGAGUCUAGGGCCCAUUGUGGUGUUUUCUUGCCGGCAUGUGUAUCAUCAGAAAUGCUUGGGGCCUGGACAUAUUGAGGAAGGCGGCCCUCCGUUGCUGUGUCCGGCGUGUGUAGAUUAG